CCUUCCUAUAACCGUCGGCUCUUCUUUCCGCCCUCUGGCUCUCCUCCUCCGCUGCGCAUCAUGUCAGGCGAGAAUGCCAUUGUUACAGUUCCUUUUGCAUAUGGGAUGCUUAGAUACAUUAUUCGCUCUUACUCGUCGCCUCGCCUCUUUCAUUUACUACAACAACAGCCAACAAAGAAACAUGGCUCCCGCCCGCACCGCCGAACCCCUCUCUCGUUCCUCCGCCGCCAUGGAUUCCGGCGCCACCGCGGAACCCCUCUCUGGCUCCUCCGCCUCCCACGCCACCCCGGAACCCCUCUCUGGCUCCUCCGCCGCUCCCCUCUCUUCUGCCACCGAAAAGCCCUCCAGCACCUCCGCUUCUUGCUCCGCCGCCGCCGACUCCGCCGCCGCCGAGGAAUCCAUCUCUGCCGCCGACGAAUCCAUCUCCGCUGCCGACGAAUCUGCUGCCGAAUCCCCCAGUCCCGCCUCCGCCGCCACUGCUGCGGGCUCUGGUCGUGCCGCAGCAGCCGACUUUGCAUCUUGUGCUGCCGCCUCCUCGGCGACCGCAGAUGCCGCCGCCCCCUCAGCUGCGGCUGCAGGUACGUACUCCGCCGCUGCGGCGGCUGCAGAUUCUGCGGCCUCCGCCACGGCUGAGGAUUCGGCCCCCGCCUCCCCUCUCUGCAGCCCGAGAAGUGACCUCCAGCAGAUGUUCAGCAGGUUGCCACCUCCUCAAUUCCGGUCGUACUCUACUGAGACAUUGGACAGGGUGCGAUGCAACCUUUUGGGACGGGGAUCUGGCUCAAGUUCUUCAUUCCGCCUGCAUGACGGUGACCUCCAGGGGAUGUUCAGCAGAUUACCGCCUCCUCAAUUCCAGUCGUGCUUUACUGAGAUCAUCCUUUUGGGACGGGAAUCUAGCCCAAGUUCUUCGUUCCGCUUGCAUGACGGGGGACUACCCAUGCUAUCAUCUCGCCGUCCACCUUUGAGGCCAUCCAGGCCAUCGUUUUCCCUUUCCCUUCCUCCUCCAAGACAUCCAGAUGGCCUUCCUCCGCAACCUUCGCGACCUCGGCAUCCAGUGGGAUACUUAUUGAGCCGCAAUCCUUUGCCUAUGCUUCGGCCACUGAAUUCACCUUCACAUUCGCCUUCGCCGUCACCUGCUUCCCCAUCGCCAGCUUCGCCGUCGCCAGCUUCGCCACCACCUUCACCAAGGGGUUAGCCUCCAUCCUUUUGUUCAUGGAAGGACUAAGUAAGCAGUUAGAUGGGCGAUCAGGUUCGGGGCGCAUUGUGAGGCUCGCAUUAGAUGGAAAACCAGCACAGAUCUUGGACAAUUAAAUGAUGAUUAGAUGAAUGAAAUUCGGAACACCUGCUAUUACAUUUCACCUUUCCUUUGUUGUGAUCACGUUAAAUGGGGAGUUCAGCUAAUUUUGUAGUGAGGAGUUUAGCUAAUUUUGUAGUUGGAGACUGGUGUAGCUUUUGGGUAGCAUGUCGUUGAUUUUUUUUUUGCAGUUCCUGAUAUUUGGCGGUUAUGGACGAUGGAUAGUUAGAUGUUUUGUAUACGUCAUAUUGGUUUUCAUAUCAGAUUUUCUUGUGGUAUAUUUUUUGUGUUUUUGGUUUAGUUAGAUAGCGAGUGGAUUCUGAAUGCUCAUUGGGUUUUUUAAUUGAUUGCCU
Ananas comosus (pineapple) is the source of this 1644-nucleotide messenger RNA. RefSeq names its product trithorax group protein osa-like. The coding region runs from base 74 to 1192 and encodes 372 amino acids. The record is from RefSeq and is a predicted model, not a curated record. The transcript has 8 exons. NCBI's taxonomy places the organism in Eukaryota, Viridiplantae, Streptophyta, Magnoliopsida, Poales, Bromeliaceae.